GAUCUCAUUUGUUUCGCUAAUUCGGGCGUGUGUCGAUCGUUGACCAUUUUCCUUUAUUUUUCUUUAGUUUCGUUAUUAUUUGAUUACCUCUUUAUUUGUCUUUUUGUGGAAAUUGGGACCCCACCCGUAGGUUGUUAUUGUUUUACCAAUAAGACCCGUAUCAAAUGACAAUCGUUCAAAAAUAAUGAAGAAGACACUACAGUGAAUAUUUAAGCGGAAUAGUUGGUUCCAAGAAGACGAAGAAGUGGUCGCGUUCGAUGAUGACAAAUAUGUCAGUGUGAGUGUUCAAAUCGCCGAAACCGUCCCCCAACCCUUCUAUGACCACAAGAGUUUGUUGUUAUAAGUGAGUGAGUGAAGAACCUCUACGAGUACCCUGAGACCAAGUUUCCGUUUCCGUCCAUACGUCUUUCGUUCCUUUUGCCGGUUCAACGGGCGGCGUAAUUUAUCAAUAGUGAGACUUGGUUCCACCGAACCAAAAUUUUAGUGUCAAUAGCAAAGCGAGCAAGAAGAGAUAAAAAGUCAGUGAAGCAUUCGACGAAAUGUCCGCAGCGGCGGCCGUGAAGCUUCCAGCAGCUAAUGUGCUCAAUGGAUCGUCAACGGCAAAGACGUCCGGCGGUACGGCUGCCAAGAAGUCGAUCAAGGUCGGCGAAACAGCACCUGUGUCAACAGCUGUACCAGCCACCAACGGUACUUCCGGCCAUAAUCGUUGAGGCUGAGGAAGAUGUUGACAGUUUUGGGGAAAGGGCGAUGAACAACAGUGAACUACGGUGCUAUUACGGUUCAAGUGUGAAAGGGUCUCCGACAACGAUGGCUGCCUAUCACCAUCAACAUCAGCCGCAACUGCUUCAGCAGCAAUUAGUGCCUAGUGAAAGUAAUUAUCAGCAUCAAGUGUACCAGUCUCAGCCUCAGCAGCAGCAGCAGCAGCAUCACCAACCGAUGCUGACCGGUCCUCCGAUACCGCCGAUAAGGAACUUUGAAAAUGUUAUGAUCACUGGCGGUGGUGGUGGAAAUCCGGACCCUGGUGAGGGGGGUUUGGCGUACGGGAAUCUGAUUGGCGGCGGAGGAAGUCAUGUUAAUUACAACGGUACCUAUUACGGCGGCGAGUUAAUUGAUUUGAGUGCACAACAGCAUCAGCAGCAGCAAAUGCAUCAACCUGUUGCAGCUGCGCCGCAUCAUCAAUCAGUCGCCGUUCAGCAGCUCCCGCAUAAUGAGAUGUACAAUGCCGAUAUCGAUUUCAUGAACAAUUAUUUAAAAAGUCUCCCCGACUACGCAGCGGUGGCUUGUCCGAGCUCGAGUGCGGUGCUGGCACCUCAGUCGAACGGAGGAGGGGGAGGAUCAGCCGGGGCUAGUGCUUGUGGUGCCGGUGGAAAGAGUGAAAACUACCGGCACCAUUACGUCAAUGACCCCUAUCUGCAAUAUUACGACAGUGCAACUGCGAUGCAAGGCUACUACCCGAUUGCCAAGUCCAGCUCGUACCACACGUACAGCUCGAUCCCGUCCGUUUCAUCCUCCUCCGGGACGGCUGGGAGCAACACGGCAGGAGGCCAUCCCACGUACUAUCAACCGGUUCAACAUUUCCCACCACAGCAGUUCCAUGCGUCUCACCAUGGUCACAGUCAUCAGCUCCCUCCCCAUCAUCAUCAUCACCAUCAGCAGCCGCAGCACCAUAACCAACAUCAUCAGCAUCACCAGCAGAGUGAUAAAUUAACUCGAAGCAACUCGCACUCCAUAAUACAACCGCGAGCCUCGGCCGAGAACAGGUAUGGAGCAGGUUGCGCUCAUAAGAAGAAUCGCGCCACCCCCGGUGAGGGCUCGGGCUCCUCCUCCGUCGUACCCAAGCAGUCUAACAUGAGCAAGUUUUGGCAAGACACUACCUCCAACAAACCUACCGUUCCGCCCAAAUUCGGCUGGAACUACGAUCGGAUCAUGGCUAAAACCAAGAAAGAUGUCCAGAAUAGCAUCAACGAGUACAAAAAGAAUGUCACCAGCAUGCAUAACCUGUACGGCAGCCCAGAUGGCCAGAUCCCCGAAGCUAGCAAUUAUUUUAAAUUAAGAAAAAACUAUUCCUAUUCUCAUCUGGACAAACACAUACGUGACCAUCUCACGGAGGAGGAGUUCCAAAAACUAGUCAGCGAAAGUGAAUCCAAGCCAAAUUUCUACAGCAACCAUUCAUGCAACUUUGUUAAUCCCCUGUGUAAAAGCUUCUCCAGCGGCGCGAUGAGCUUCGGACAACCCUUCCUGCCAUCCCAUCGACCCCUCCCGCCUUCAUCCAGUCAAACUCCAACAAACCUCUCCAAAAGUUCUUCCAACGCUUCCCUUAUUCGAAGACCCUCCAUAACUCUGCCAGAUGUAGCUGCCUUCAUCCCAUCCCUGAACCUCGCCAAAAGUUCCUCGUCCUCAUGUAUCUACACCAAAGCCCUCAAUCAACCGAACAGCAAAAAAUACAACCUAUUUACACCAUACAAACCGAUUGUCCCGGACUCACUACCCCCCGGCGACAUAAGCGUCACCAACAAAAUGAUCUCCAAGAACAAUGCCCUCAUCAAGAAGAGCGCCUCGUUCAACCCGUUCGGCAGCGGGCCUCCGCCCCGGAAAGGUACCGGUGAAAGCUUUUUCGUGAAGCAGCAUAUUCCGCCGGCCAACAAAGUCGUCAUCGACUAUCCGCCGUUCACGAAAAUCUCCUCCAUCCAAAUUCCCAUCAACGGGAACCUCCCGCCGGCUUUCCCCAACUCUUCCCGGGACCAUAAUAACAACAUCUACCACCCGCGAGACUCCUGCAUAAUAAACAUCGAGGACAAUAUCGAACAAAGUAUAGCUGAUAUCUACAACGUCGCUGGUACCGCCACAACCGUCACACCGAGAGGUGGGGUGUUCAAAAGCUACUCGCACUCUCGACUGAACCCUGACGCCAAAAACUUCACCCCCAGUCGGUCUCUCUGCGAUCAGCCUACCUCAACGACAAACGCCCUCACCAGGUCCAAUUCCAACAGUUGUAAUGUGGCAAUCAACCAAAACGGCCGGAUCGAGGUUCUUCCGGUGACCUCGAUGUACGGCUCAAUCCCCCCGGUAGCCCCAACGUACGUCCCCACCAAGGGUAUCACCCUGUCCCAGUCGGCAACGCAAAUCGCCUCCUACGGCGACACGGAUCCGGACGACGAGGACACCGUCGUUCCGGGCGGGUCCGACCUCGACGAUGAUGACGAUGACGAAGAAGACGACGAUGAAAACGAUCUUAAUUACCUUGGGGACGACGACGGCGAAGCCGUCCCGGAACCGGAAGGCGAUGAACCCCAGGAAGGUCUCUACAGUCACUGUCUCGAUCAGUACUUCAUGCCGUCCACGUCCACUGCCGUCGCCUCCAAAUCACAUUCGUCGCGAACCGUCGAUAAACCGGCUUCCAGCAGUGCAACCCCGCUCAAGAAACCGUCCACCUCCGAUUGCGUGCCGCGGAUAUUCAAAGCCAGUGCGGACAUUUUUUUGGAAACGGAUCCCAGCGGGACCGGGCUCGGUUCCGAACAGCAGUACCUGCUGGACGAGGAAGAAGCCUACGCGGGCACCAGUACCGGUGCCGCUGCUGCCUUCCCCACCUCGGACUCUACGGAUUCCUGUUCGCCCGGGGUGGAGACAACGGGGACUGCCGCCGCGCUGGCGGACGAUGCUGUUGCCAGCAACACGGAGAAACAACCAUCCGUCAGGGAUGAUGCUGAUGGGCAUUUGAUUUACCACACUGGCGACAUUCUUCAUAACAGAUAUAAAAUCCUGGCCACCCUAGGCGAGGGAACCUUUGGCAGGGUGGUGAAAGUCAAGGAUAUGGAAAUGGACCACACCAUGGCACUGAAAGUGAUCAAGAAUGUCGAAAAGUACCGGGAAGCGGCCAAGCUGGAGAUCAACGCUCUGGAGAAGAUCGCCGAGAAGGAUCCAACUUUCCAGCAUUUAUGUGUCAAAAUGCUGGAUUGGUUCGACUACCACGGCCACAUGUGCAUCGCGUUCGAAAUGCUUGGGCUCAGUGUUUUCGAUUUUCUAAGAGAAAACAACUAUGAACCCUACCCGAUGGAUCAUGUGCGGCAUAUGGCCUACCAGCUGUGCUACGCCGUUAAGUUCUUGCAUGAGAACAAACUCACCCACACCGAUCUGAAGCCGGAGAAUAUCCUGUUCGUGGACUCGGAGUUCACGACGUCUUUCAAUGGUCGAAAGAACCGUGAGGUCCGCCGCGUCAAGUGCACGGACAUUCGGCUGAUCGACUUUGGCAGUGCGACGUUCGACCAUGAGCACCACAGUACGAUCGUUUCCACUCGCCACUAUCGGGCGCCGGAAGUAAUCCUGGAGCUGGGCUGGUCGCAGCCGUGCGACGUCUGGUCGAUAGGUUGCAUCAUGUUUGAACUGUAUCUGGGCAUUACGCUAUUUCAAACCCACGACAAUAGGGAACAUCUGGCUAUGAUGGAGCGUAUACUGGGUACAAUUCCUUACCGGAUGGCCAGAAAAACCCGCACCAAAUACUUCCACCACGGUAAGCUCGACUGGGACGAGAAGUCGUCCGCCGGGCGGUACGUGCGCGACCACUGCAAACCCCUGCACCGGUACGUGCUGGCGGAGACGCCGGACCACCUGCAGCUGUUCGACAUCAUCCGACGCAUGCUGGAGUACGAUCCGGCAAAUAGAAUCACACUAGGUGAAGCCCUGCGGCACCCGUUCUUCGCAAAGCUCCCGCCGGCGCAGCGUCUGCACGAGAAAUACCGCUUUGCCAAAAUGAUCGCACCCACUAGCACACUCAACAAACCAAAGCCAAACAAAAACCAACCCCCGAUCGGAAAGCUGACACGUUCCCAGUCGCUUGCAGUCGGGUACGCUUCGUUGUUCGUUCGCUAAUGACCACCAUGGGCGUGCCCCAUUGUUUCUCUAUUUCUACAUGGGAACCGGUUCACACGCACACGUUCAUAAACCGAGCUGGUGCCACUCACAAACUACAAACAGACAACGAAUUACUUCUUCUCUGGAUAGGAUUUCAUUGUUCUUUUGUUUUCUUUAUAAUUUUAUUGUUGCGUCUUUUCUUUUCUCACAGAGGUUUAUAAAAAAAUAACUUCUUAUUUUCGAUAACAAUUGGCUAUUGUUUAGAAGUGGUGAAUCAACAAUAGACGAGCAAUAGAAAAACACUGAAAAAAUAUGCCAACCUUUAAAUAUGUAUAAGUAGGUACGGAACAGUUUGCAAGGCUUCGGUCACAAGAACUUGAAUGACUUAGAUGGAGCAUAAACAUACAAGAUUUGAGCAAGGAUAUAACCCCGUAGCCUCAAAGGCUAACAGGUAGUAAUUUAAAUGAUUCAGCACAGCGGAUAUUUGCUCUCGUUCGAGGUAUGUGUACGAGUGCAUAUUAUGGUGUGUAUGCGUUAUUUGUUCCGUACUUGCUUACCGGCUCUCCUCAGAACAGAAUGACUCCCAAUGGAAAUGUGCGCAGAAAGUUGAAUAUGAAAUGAAUGAAUAAAGAGAAUAAAAAAAUGAGGAAAAGUGUAAAGCUAA
This is a messenger RNA of Armigeres subalbatus, 5512 nucleotides long. Its product is annotated as probable serine/threonine-protein kinase dyrk2. The transcript has 14 exons. Gene Ontology annotation, cellular component: nucleus. NCBI's taxonomy places the organism in Eukaryota, Metazoa, Arthropoda, Insecta, Diptera, Culicidae. The record is from RefSeq and is a predicted model, not a curated record. Gene Ontology annotation, molecular function: protein serine/threonine kinase activity; ATP binding. The coding region runs from base 577 to 4866 and encodes 1429 amino acids. Gene Ontology annotation, biological process: protein phosphorylation; regulation of RNA splicing.